Molecule: messenger RNA, 7348 nt
Organism: Sebastes umbrosus (honeycomb rockfish)
Lineage: Eukaryota; Metazoa; Chordata; Actinopteri; Perciformes; Sebastidae
Gene: plcb3
Product: phospholipase C, beta 3 (phosphatidylinositol-specific)
Exons: 34
Coding region: 544-4308 (1254 amino acids)
Biological process (GO): phosphatidylinositol-mediated signaling; lipid catabolic process
Molecular function (GO): calmodulin binding; calcium ion binding; phosphatidylinositol-4,5-bisphosphate phospholipase C activity
Source: RefSeq, a predicted model, not a curated record
GAAACAUGCAGAGAGGAGAGGAGGAGGAGGAAAGAAGCAACGCGUCGGAGGCGACAGGAGAGAGAGGAAGCAGCAGCAGAGAAAGUUGUUAGAGGAGAGGAGAGGAGAGGAGAGAGGACAGGGUCGACCAGAUGGGAGGAAGGAAGGAAAGGAUCUCUCUGCGCGAUUAAAGGAUCCUGCAUGAAUAAAUAAACAUAUGAAUCAAAGCCUGUAAUAAUAUAAAGAAGGGGGAGUUGUAUGCGCGCCACCGCGCUGCGUGGACGCGGAGAGGACAGACAGACAGACAGACAGCGGCGGUGCGCGCUGAGACAAGUCCUGUCUUUCUCUCUCUCUGUCUCUGUGGACUUAUACUCCUCAUGUUCUCCACACUCUCGGCGGGCUCCACUAAAGUUUGAGGUCUGAAAAAACUUUCUUUCUCCCCGGAAAAGAAGCAGAAGUGGAAGGAAGGAAGUUUCUUUUUCUUUUCUGGUUCUUUCCUUCCGAGGAGUCCAGCUCUCCGUAGCCGGGUUUAGGCGUUGGCACCCGGGCAGGGAGUCCCUCGCCAUGGCCGGGGCCAAGCCGGGAGUCCACGCGCUGCAGCUCAAACCCGUGUCCGUCCACGAAGCGCUGAAGAAGGGCGGCAAGUUCAUCAAAUGGGACGAGGAGACCAACAGCGGGCCUCCCACCCUGGUGACCCUGAAAGUCGACCCAGAUGGAUACUUCCUCUACUGGACUGGAGGGUCCAACCUGGAGGUGGAGACUCUGGACAUCAACACCAUCAUGGACACCAGAACAGGGAAAUACGCCAAAGUACCAAAGGACGCAAAGCUGCGGGACACGCUGGGCCUCGGUAAGGGCGACAACGUCGAAGGGAAGCUGGUAACCGUCGUCCAUGGCAACGACCUGGUCAACACCUCCUUCCUCAACUUCCAGGCUAUGCAGGAAGAUACAGCCAAGAUUUGGACAGAUGAGCUCUUCACUUUGGCCACAAACAUACUUUCCCAGAAUGCAACACGGCACACCUUCCUCCUCAAAGCGUACACUAAGUUAAAGCUGCAGGUGAAUCAGGACGGGAAGAUCCCCGUGAAGAAUAUUCUCAAGAUGUUCUCAGAUAAAAAGAGAGUGGAGACGGCUCUGGAGCAGUGUGGCCUCGUCAAUAACAGGACAGAGGGAAUCAAGCCAGAUGAUUUUACGUGGGACGCCUUCCAGAAGUUUCUCGACAACCUCUGUAUCCGGCCCGAGAUACAAAGCAUCUUUGAGGAAAGUGGCUCCAAGCGCAAGCCAUUCAUCUCUCUGGACCAGUUGAUGGACUUCAUUAACCAAAGGCAGCGAGACUCCAGACUGAACGAGGUGCUGUACCCCCCGCUGAAAAGAGAGCAGGUCCGACAGAUCAUGGAGAAAUAUGAGACCAACGUCAGCCAGCUGGAGAGAGACCAGAUCAGUGUGCAGGCUUUCAGUCGAUAUCUGGGAGGAGAGGAAAACGGCAUCGUACCCCCAGAAAGGCUGGACAUCAUCGACGAUAUGACCCAACCGCUGUCUCACUACUUUAUCAACUCCUCACACAACACAUACCUCACAAUGGGUCAGCUGACCGGCCCGUCGUCAGUGGAGAUGUACAGGCAGGUGCUGCUGACCGGCUGUCGCUGUAUAGAGCUGGACUGCUGGAAGGGCCGGCCGCAGGAUGAGGAGCCGUACAUCACCCACGGGUUCACCAUGACCACUGAGAUCCCCUUUAAGGAGGUGAUCGAGGCGAUAGCAGAGAGUGCUUUCAAGACCUCGCCGUACCCGCUCAUCCUGUCCUUUGAAAACCACGUCGAUUCGGCCAAGCAGCAGGCCAAAAUGGCCGAGUACUGCAGGACCAUCUUUGGAGACGCCCUUCUCAUCGAUCCACUGGAAAAAUAUCCGCUGGUCCCCGGUCAGACCCUCCCCUCACCGCAGGAGCUGCUGGGGAAGAUUCUCAUCAAGAACAAGAAGAAGCACCAACAUCACCGACCCUCGAGUAGCGGCAGCAUACGACGCCGAGAUACGGAGGAUAAGUCGUCGCCCCACAACGACUGCCCUCUGACGGACAGCGAGGGAAUCCAUCUCCUGUCCAACGGGGAGGAGAAGCUGGCUGAGAGGAUGGCCAAAGACUUGGAGCCUCGCAAAUCCAUCGGAGGCGAGGGAGAAAGCGAGGAGGAUGAGGAGGACGAGUCGGCGACGGAGCCGAAAAAGCCGAACUCCGACGAGGGUACAGCCAGCAGCGAGGUGAACGCCACGGAGGAGAUGUCGACUCUCGUCAACUACAUCGAGCCUGUCAAAUUCAAGAGCUUCGAGGUGGCGAACAAGAGGAGGAAGUACUUUGAAAUGUCGUCGUUGGUGGAAACAAAAGGCAUGGACACCCUGAAGAACUCCCCCAUCGAGUUCGUCGAGUACAAUAAGAAUCAGCUGAGUCGAAUCUACCCUAAAGGAACGAGGGUGGACAGCUCCAACUACAUGCCUCAGCUCUUCUGGAACGUCGGCUGCCAGAUGGUGGCGCUAAACUUCCAGACCCUCGACCUCCCUAUGCAGCUGAACAUGGGUGUGUUCGAGUACAACGGCAACAGCGGCUACCUGCUGAAACCCGAGUUCAUGAGGAGGACGGACAAACACUUUGACCCUUUCACAGAAAACAUAGUGGACGGGAUAGUCGCCAAUACUGUCAAAAUUAAGGUGAUGUCAGGCCAGUUUCUGACCGAUAAAAAGGUCGGCGUGUACGUGGAAGUGGACAUGUUUGGACUUCCUGCUGAUACAAAGAGGAAGUACAGAACCAAAACGUCCAACGGGAACUCGCUGGACCCCGUGUGGGAUGAUGAAAUGUUUGUGUUUAAUAAGGUGGUCCUCCCUACACUGGCCUCUCUGAGGAUAGCGGUGUUUGAAGAAAAUGGCAAGUUUGUUGGACACCGGAUCCUCCCUGUGUCGGCCAUCAGACCUGGUUACCACUACAUCAACCUGAAGAAUGAGAUGAACCAGCCCCUCCUGCUGCCCUCUCUCCUGGUUUACACUGAAGCUCAGGACUACAUCCCUAAUGAACACCAGGAGUACGCAGAGUAUCUGACCAACCCCCUUAAGCCCAGAAAGAGAGAGACACAGCUGGCUGUGCUCAUAGAGGACAACAGUGAGCAUGUCCCCAACCAGCCCAAAGAGGGAGAGACCAAGGGGGAGUGCGAAAUCAUUCCAGGACUCCCCUCCCCCUUCCACACCCCUCCUCCCUGCCCAUUGGAUGAAGCCCCCGACAUCAUCAAAUUACCUGCACCGGUACAAAGUCCGAAGGAAGACCUCAUAGCCUCUGUUCUGGGAGACAUCCAGUCCCAGUCUAUAGAGGAGUUGAAGCAGCAGAAGAACUACCAGAAGCUGAUAAAGAAACAGAGCAAAGAACUGAAAGAGAUGCGCAAGAAACACCUCAAGAAGGUGUGGAAUCUGAGUAAGGAACAGAAGAGUCGGAGCAGCCAGCUUGAAUCUGACACCCAGAGGAGACGCACUCAGAUGGAGAAGCACCUCAAACGCAGCAUCAAGAGAAACGAGCCCCAUGAGCCGGUGCAGCGCGAGCUGACGGCGUUGGAUCAGGAGCUCGAGAAGCAGACGGUCCAGCUGAGGGAGUGGCAGCUGCAAGAACUGCUGAAGCUCCGACAACAGCUUCACUCUCCGGAGAGAGAGAAGCAACAAAUACACCUGCAGGAGGCCUUCCAGAAGCUAAAGGAGACGGCCCUUGAAUGCCAAGCAGCUCAGCUGAAGAAGCUCAAGGAGACGUGCGAGAAGGAGAAGAAAGAUCUCCAGAAGAUCCUGGACAGGAAGCGGCAAAACAGCAUCAGCGAUGCCAAGACCCGCGAUAAAGACAAGGCUGAGACGGAACUGAAUGAGAUCAACAGGAAACAUAUUCAAGAUUCUGUCUCCUUAAUCCGCGGGCUGGAGGAGGCUCAGACCAAGAGACAGGACAAGCUGAUGCUGAGGCAGCGGGAGGUGCUGCAACACAUAGAAGAUGAACUCCCCCUGAUCCAGUCUCAGUUGGAGAGGGAACUAGAGCAGGAGUAUCAGCAACUACCAGAGGAAAUCUGCCAGCACCUUCACUUGGAGCUCCAGAACAAAGGUCUCCGAAAAGACGCCCUGUUCUCGCCGCUGUCCAACCACAGCAGCCCCAGCCCCAGCUCCGGCUCGGGCCCGCCCUCCAACUGCUCCACGCCCUCUUACCCGUCAACGCCCAACCGGAGCGCCUUGAACAGGAGCAUGGACAAUAGCACUGCGUCACUGGCCGAUUCCACUUCCUCGUCCAUCACUCCCGUCCUGUCAGAGGCGGAGAUGUCGUUCAGUUAAAAUUAUUACUUGUAAAAAGGAAAUCCAUACAUUCAACUGGGGUCUAUAAUGAUUAUAAUGUGGGAUAGUAAUGAUAUUAAUUAUUUACUAAUUUUAUUCCUUUUUUUUAUUACAGACUGUUUUUUUCUUGUCUACAGAGCUAUAUUAUUUUUUAUUUUGCUGUUUUUGUCAGAUGCACAUCAUGCCUUUUUGUUGGAAGAUUUCAUAAGAAUCAUAACCAAACUUUUUUUAUUUUUUACAUUUUCUUGUCUCUUUGUUUUUAAUUUCAUAUCAUUUGAUACCUUUUUCUUAGCAGCAUUCCCAUUUUUGUCCGGUCAGUAAGCUUUGGUACGGUUUCGCCACAUGACGAGCUUUACGCUCGCACUGUUUUUUGCUAAAGCCUUUUGUUUGUAACAGCUUUACUGACACUGUUUUGAAACUGUGUCGAGAGAGGAGCAGGGUUAGAAAACGGCUGCCUUUGUUCAGGAAAACUUUUUAACAUACAUAGACAUUACCAUAAGAGUAAGGAAAAGUAAUUCUCAUUACAAAUUUUUUAUAUUUUGUUUGUAGCAACAACGCGAUUGCCUCGUAAUGGCUUCAUGACCCACAAAUAAGAUGAGGAACUAUUUAAAACGCAGCCUAUGGAGAUGUCUGAGAGCUACAAAUACAUUUCUUUCCAUUUUUGCAAGUAAAUAUGUUCAUGGUUAGAGAAGUAUUAUCCAGAGUUGAGUAUCAAGAGGGAAUAUGACUUUUAAAAAAGAGGUUUAAAAGCUUAAGUUUUAACUGUAAUGGCAGGAGGUGACCAGCAAGCGAUGCUGCAGCCUUUUAGCUGUUUAUUUUGAACCGGUGGUUUGAGCCCUCCGUUCAUCGAGCUUGAUUAUCCUAUUAACUGUACCCCCCGACACACACGCACACACACACCUGUCUCGGCAGGAUUUGCAGCGUCAUUGGUCGGGAUAAAGUCUCUGGCCUUUGACCUCCAAUCAAAGUCCAGCCAAGGUCGGUGGGGGCAGACAUCCAUCUGGCUAGAAACAAGUGUGUGUGUGUGUGUUUGAGGGGUAAAGAAGGGAGGGUUUUAGUGAUGUAACGCUCACUUUCGCACGUACACACACACACACGCUGACACUAUUUACUAGUGAGGCGUCUAUGAAAGUUCCAUCCACACAUUAUGUGUACACACACACUCAUGCGCUCAGCUUAUUGGUUCAGUGGCCAAAAGCCUUUAAAAUCCUCAUCCCAUCCAAUCUACUCCGACACACACACUUUAGGAAAGAACACAUAUCACAUAUCGUUUUGCAAAUAUCGCAGAUUACUAAACUCUUCAUGGGUAUUUGUGUGUGGCCCGAAUUUAAUCUGUUGAUGAGACGUCUGCUCUCUCCUGCUAAAAGGAAAGAGUCUGCUCAGUGUGUGUGUGUGUCUGUGUUUGUUGGUACAGUUAGUUUGGCACUUUUGCAGCCUAGAUUAGGACACCAUAGAGUACGCUCAUAUUGCAACGCCACUGUACAGUAGGAGACAGUCUUCAGAUGACGACUUAAAGCUGCACUAUGACAUUUUAAUGUAAAAAUGCACUUGUAUUUGUGGUCCGAAUCACUAAAAGCACGAGGGUAUUUGCUCAAUUUAACAAAUUAAUGUUUUAGUGUUUAGAUAAUGUGGUAAGAAGUCCCGUCACAGCUCAGGUGACAGCUUAACGGUUUAAUUACACUGAAGCCUCAAAAUUCAGAGUUACCUCUUAUUGCCAUUAGCAUGUGUCGCUAUGAAAAACAGUAGUUCAGUUCUCUUGUUUCCACAGUUGUCAGUGGACUUAGAAAGAGCUUUAUUUUAGGGUGAAUAUACCCUUAAGACAUCCCACUCAGUUCCCUCAGUUUGUCCAUUUAAGCCAAAUAUCGAAUGUGGGAUUGUAGUGCACAAACGGUACUUUAAGUCUCUGUGUUUUUGUCCCCAUCGAAGCUUCCCCGCUUUUUAUUUUCAUCCAUUACUGGAGACUUUUUUUUUUUUUUUACAGCACAAUGUUUUUUUUUCUCGUCUUUUCUGCUUCGAGGGGUAAAAUGAUGGCACUCUGUGUAUAUGUAUUCUGUGUAUAUGUUUAGUUUUAUGUGAAUUUUACUACUGACCACAAGUGCUGUAGAGGGAUAGAGGUCAGGAGAGGUCAAGGAAGGUCGAGGGAAGCAACGAGUUGAUAUAAUUCCUACUUUUCUCCCCUCAAAGAAAAGAUUGUUUUUAGACGUCUUGUCCUCUUCCACCUCCCUCCUUCAAUGAGCACUGGCUGCCUGUCUGUCUGAUUAUUCCCCCUCACACAAACGUCUUUGUAAACUAUCAUCUAUUUAAAUGGAAUUUUAACAACUUUUUCUUUUGUGGUUAUUUAAGUUUUUAUUGUAGGAUCCAUUCAUUCGAUUAACAAUUUGCAGAGUGUAAAAGGUUUUCUAUAUCAAGCUCCUAUUGCUUUAUUUUAUCAUGCCUGAAAUCAUCUGCUUUAUCAGCUUGGACACCAUAAAGAAAGCAACUUGAAGCCAAUAACUGUUCUGAAAUUGUUGGUUUAUCUUAUAGGUCAUUAGUAGGACAGCAACAACAACAUACUGCUGCUGGGGUCAGCACUUUCUUUAAAUGAGUACGCUGACCUUUAGAUCUCUGAUAAUUUGUGCCACACUGCAUACAGUAUGUAAAUGUUUCCUCAUUUUGGAUCCUAAUGUAUACAGUGUGAGUAUUUGCUUUGUACAGUGGAGACGGAGGGGAUACAGCCACCAGUCUUCUCAAAUUGAAAGGUCGAUAUAUUCCUCGCAGGCUGCCUGCUUUUAGGGUCGAGGUGGUCCGAGUUAUUCCAAGUCCAGUGGCAAGUAUUCAAAGUAUCGUAUGAAAUCUGUACAUUACCAGGUACUUUUCUUAUAUUUGAUCCCAUUUUUACUACAACCCCUUUAAACUGAGACUUUUUAUGUUUAAAUGCACUUUUACCAUUCUCUGUUUUUGUUGCUUGUAAAAAAAACAACUUUGGUUUCUGUGACAUCAACACAACCAGUUUCCAGGGAUUUUGACUUUUUGUGUAAAUUCCAGCAGCUGUUUGUUUUUA